AUGUUCCAGGCCUCCCUGGGGGCGGGGGCGGGCGCGGGGGCGUCCAAGCGCUGCUUCUCCAUCGAGUCCCUGGUGGGCAAGGACCCCCUCCCGGCGGUGGGGGUGGGGGCGGCGACGGCGGUGGGGGGCCCCGGGGGCCUGGGCUGCUUCCAGGGGGGCUUCCCGGCCUGCCCGGGGCCCCGCCCGCCCCUCUUCGGCAGCCCCCCCGAGCUGCUCUUCGCCGAGAGCCUGGCCCCGCCCCGCCUGGCGCCCCCGCCCCACCCCCACGCCCCGCCGCCCCCCUCCGGAGCCCCCCCGGCGCCCUUCUUCGCCGCCCCGCCGCCCCCUCCCCGGCCCACCGCCGCAACAGCCGCAGACCCCCUCGGCUUCUACCCCUGGGUCCUCCGGAGCCGCUUCUUCGGGCACCGCUUCCAAGGCGGAGAGGUGUCCCAGGAGAGCCUUCUGCUCCACGGGCCUUUUGCCAGGAAGCCCAAGCGGAUCCGGACGGCCUUCUCCCCGUCGCAGCUGCUGAGGCUGGAGCGCGCCUUCGAGAAGAACCACUACGUCGUGGGGGCCGAGCGCAAGCAGCUGGCCGGCAGCCUCAGCCUCUCCGAGACCCAGGUGAAGGUCUGGUUCCAGAACCGGCGGACCAAGUAUAAGCGCCAGAAGCUGGAGGAGGAAGGCCCUGAGUCGGACCAGAAGAAGAAGGGCUCCCACCACAUCAACCGGUGGCGCAUUGCCACCAAGCAGUCCAGCGGAGAGGACAUAGACGUCACCUCUAAUGACUAGCGGAGUGAUCACGGCAGGCACACCGCUCCCCUGGAAAGGACCAUUGAGCGGGGGCAGAGACCACAGAACCUGGUCGUUGGAGGGGGGACAGAGCUGGACAGGAGCCCCCCAACUGCCAGCAUUGGGGUCCGCAGGAGGAAGGACCAUUCUGAGGGACACUAUACUGCCUCUCCGAUCUAUGGGGACAGCAGUGGAGCUGGACAGCACCUACGGAGAUGGAAGACAGUGGGGAAACCCCCAGAAAUGCCAGGACACGGACCCUUUGAGCCCUAUGAGGAGGCCCUCAAACACAUGGAUCUGCCAAGGCUUCCAUUAGAUACUCUCUCCUCCAUGUUGGGCUUGGGCCGGAUGGGUGUCCACGUUGUGAUGGUGACGAUGACUAUGUUGAAGACCCAAAAGGAAGCCCGUCCCUCUCCCGUCUUAAUUUAUUAUUUUGUGUCUAUGUGUUUCCGGUGUGUACCUCUUCCCUCUGUCGUAGAUGUGUAUGUGUGUGUGUCAAUGCGCACAAGUGUGGGCGGGUGUGUCUGUGCAAUCAUAAAGCAACCAACAGUCUCCCAUGUUGGAAAUACAUCAUCGCCUUAUUGUGGAUGCAGGGAAGGCCAGAUGCGGAGGUCCCAUCUGCACGCAUGUCGACGAUGUUCCCAAAGUCUUGCAAUCAUGCAUCUGCGCCAGCGUGCGCCCUCCUGGUUUGGCAGGGAUCGUUUGCAAGAUUACACAUCUAUGAUUGGAUUUAAAUGCUCUGCGCCACUGGGUUUGAUGCUAAUGCCUCUUGACCCAACUGAUCCUCUGCCUUCCCAGUUUCCCAGCUGCUUUUAACAUGCCCUGGUUACGUCUCUCCUUGCCCCAUGCUCCUCUUUGCGCUCAGUUUACUUCCAUUGCUGCAAAAUGAGCCCAAAGUGCCAAAAAUAACUCAUAGAAUCAUAGUUGGAAGGGUCCCCAGGACAUCAUCCAUUUAGCCAGGCAGGAAGACACAACCAAAGCACUCCUGACAGAUGGCCAUCCUGCUUUUGUUGAAAGACUCCAACAGAGUUUGAAGGUGUAUUGUCGAAGGCUUUCAUGGCUGGAAUCACUGGGUUGUUGUAGGUUUUUUAGGGCUAUAUGGCCAUGUUCUAGAGGCAUUCUCUCCUGACAUUUUGCCUGCAUC
Anolis sagrei ordinatus is the source of this 1912-nucleotide messenger RNA. RefSeq names its product empty spiracles homeobox 1 (gene EMX1). The record is from RefSeq and is a predicted model, not a curated record. Lineage: Eukaryota; Metazoa; Chordata; Lepidosauria; Squamata; Anolidae. Gene Ontology annotation, molecular function: DNA-binding transcription factor activity, RNA polymerase II-specific; RNA polymerase II cis-regulatory region sequence-specific DNA binding. Gene Ontology annotation, biological process: central nervous system development; regulation of transcription by RNA polymerase II; neuron differentiation. Gene Ontology annotation, cellular component: nucleus.